This is a messenger RNA of Melitaea cinxia (Glanville fritillary), 1544 nucleotides long. RefSeq names its product thiamine transporter 1-like. NCBI's taxonomy places the organism in Eukaryota, Metazoa, Arthropoda, Insecta, Lepidoptera, Nymphalidae. Gene Ontology annotation, molecular function: vitamin transmembrane transporter activity. Gene Ontology annotation, biological process: vitamin transport; transmembrane transport. The record is from RefSeq and is a predicted model, not a curated record. The transcript has 7 exons. Bases 1 to 1311 code for a protein of 436 amino acids. Gene Ontology annotation, cellular component: plasma membrane.
AUGCAAAAUUGGAUAAAAAUAACGCUCGUUCUGUGUUUUUUUGGUACUUUACGUGAAAUUCGACCUUCGGAACCGUUUGUUACAGAAUUUUUACUAGGCGAAUGGCGAAAUAUUACAGAAGCUCAAUUAAAUCGCGAUGUUUACCCCGUUGGGACUUACUCGUAUUUAGCACUUCUUGUGUUAGUAUUUUUGAUAACAGACUUCCUUAGGUUCAAACCAGUUAUAAUUCUCUCAGGUAUUAGUGGCAUAUCUGUUUACGCUGUAUUAUUAUGGACAACAAGUAUAGAAUGGCUUCAAGUAUCCCAGUUCCUUUAUGGGCUGUACAUGGCUACAGAAGUUGCUUAUUUAACUUAUAUAUAUGCAAAGGUGGAUUCCGCGAAAUACCCUCUGGUGUCGUCGUGUACCCGUAUCGCGGCGUUAACGGGUCGUUUCUUGUCCGGAGCAAGUUCGCAACUUCUCACGCAUUACGGGCUAAUGAAUUAUCGGGAUUUGAAUUACAUCACCUUUGCCGCACAAAUUUUAGCAACUUUUUGGGCAUUCUGGCUGCCACCUGUCCCUUAUGGAAUAUACUUUCACAGACGAUCAAUAGUAAACUUUACACAAAUCGACUUAGGGCAGAUAAAUAUAGACAAGCAAAGUCCUCAAGACUCUGAAAAGCGUUCAUUCCGUCAUGACGUGACUGACGCGACAUAUCUCAUAGUGCGUCACGCACGCUCAGCGUACACAAGACCUAAAGUUCUAGCGUGGUCAUCGUUAUACGCUGUAGCGAUGGCGCUCUUUGUCCAAGCUCAGACGUAUGUUCAGUUACUUUGGAAACAGAUACAGGAGGAGAGUAAUUCACCGGUAGCAUACAACGGCGCAGUGGAAGCUGCUCAAACUCUACUAGGCGCUCUCGGCGCAUACGUAGCGUCGCACUGCGCACGCGCAUACCUCCCCGCCCCAGUAGCCGCCGUGCAGGGCCUCGCCGUAUUCAUAGGCACUUAUAUACCUAACGUGUUCGUCUCCUACGCGGGCUACAUAGUAAUGGGUCUGCUCUACCAUUACACUAUCACAUUGGCCAGUGCAAAAAUAGCUGGACAACUCAGCGAUGACAGCUGCUUCGGUCUAAUAUUCGGUAUUAAUACUCUGCUCGGUACCGGUCUACAGUCUCUGCUCACGCUUGUAAUGAUACAAAGUCUUACCUUACACAUAACAGCCCAGUACUUCACACUUAGUUUCCUGUUAAUUAUACAAGCAGGGCUGUGGAUGUUCGGCUGGGUAGUACAACUAUGUAGACAGAAUAAGAGUAUCAAUGUAACGAAUCAGUAUUAAUAGUUUGGUUGCUAUGGUUUUUAUUCUGAUGUAUCAGUUUUUAAUGUAGGGUUAAUCUUUCAAGUCUUAUUUUGUAUAAAUGUAAAAAUAAAAAUUGUGAUUUUUAUUUCAAAUACUGGUAAUUCAAUUUCAAAGACAAUACUUAAUUGAAAGAAAGUAUUUGAAAUUCAAAAAAAACUUCAAUUUAUUAACUUGUACAUCAAAUAUGAAACCAAUAUUUUUUUAUUAUUAUU